GGAAGCUUCAUUAGUCGUCAGAAGGGGAGGCAAGGCUGUGACUCAUGCCUGCCUGAAGAGACCAAUGGGCAGCCGGAGCCUGAGAUAUAAAUAACGAAUUAAAAAAAAUAUAUUCUUGAGGGAGAAAAGGGUCAGUUGCGCGCCGCUGGAUGGGAUUUUAUUAGUGCGCUCUGCUGAUAUUCCGCCGUCGUCGCCACUGGACUGUUUCUUGUCGCGCCUUUGGGUGGCAAUUUAGUUGUACUUUGUCUGGACUCGACAACCUGUGAGCCGCUGAAUUAUUUCCCUGCUGGACAUCCGACAACAGAGGACUGAUGGCCACGUCUGAACCGAGAGCCACCGGCGGGGACCAGGACCCCAACUCGGCUAAUUUAAGACCUCCGUCCGGAACCUACGAAUAUGCGUGGAUGCACGGAUGCACACGGAAACUGGGGAUGAAGAUUUGUGGGUUCCUGCAGAAGAACAACAGUCUGGAUGAGAAGGGGAGGCUCGCCGGGCAGAAGAACCUGCUCUCAUGCGACAACAGUGACAGGGACGUGCGUUUCCGACACACCGAGACCGACUUCUCCAACCUGUUCGCUAGAGACCUGCUGCCGGCCAAAAAUGGCGAGGAGCCCACCAUACAGUUCCUGCUGGAGGUGGUCGACAUCCUCACGAACUACGUCAAGAAGACUUUCGACCGCUCCACCAAGGUGCUGGACUUCCACCACCCUCACCAGCUCCUGGAGGGGAUGGAGGGCUUCAACCUGGAGCUGUCCGACCAGCCGGAGUCCCUGGAGCAGAUCCUGGUGGACUGCAGGGACACCCUCAAAUAUGGCGUCCGGACAGGUCACCCACGCUUCUUCAACCAGUUAUCCUCUGGUCUGGACAUCAUCGGUCUGGCUGGAGAGUGGCUCACCUCCACCGCUAACACCAACAUGUUCACCUAUGAGAUCGCUCCAGUGUUCGUCUUGAUGGAGCAGCUGACCCUGAAGAAAAUGAGAGAGAUGAUCGGUUGGCCAGGUGGAGAAGGAGAUGGACUGUUUUCGCCAGGUGGUGCUAUCUCCAACAUGUACAGUGUGAUGAUUGCACGUUACAAGUAUUUCCCUGAGGUGAAGACCAAGGGCAUGUCUGCUGCCCCCCGUCUCGUCCUCUUCACAUCUGAACAUAGCCACUACUCCAUAAAGAAAGCCGGAGCGGCUCUGGGCUUCGGCACUGAAAACGUGAUCCUGCUGAGCACAGAUGAGAGAGGGAGAGUCAUUCCUGCAGAUCUCGAGGCCAAAAUCAUCGAUGCUAAACAGAAGGGUUACAUGCCGCUGUUUGUGAACGCCACCGCCGGCUCAACCGUGUACGGCGCAUUUGACCCCAUCAAUGAGAUCGCUGACAUCUGUGAGAAAUACAACUUGUGGCUCCACGUCGAUGGUGCGUGGGGCGGUGGACUGCUGAUGUCCAGGCAGCAUCGCCAUAAGCUCAGUGGAGUUGAGAGGGCCAACUCUGUCACAUGGAACCCUCACAAGAUGAUGGGCGUCCCGCUACAGUGUUCAGCAAUCCUGGUCAGAGAGAAGGGAAUCCUAGCAGGCUGUAACUCCAUGUGCGCCGGCUACCUGUUCCAACCAGACAAACAGUACGAUGUCACCUACGACACGGGGGACAAAGCCAUCCAGUGUGGCCGACACGUCGACAUCUUUAAGUUCUGGCUCAUGUGGAAAGCCAAGGGCACCAUCGGGUUUGAGCAGCACAUUGACAAGUGUCUGGACCUGUCUCAGUACCUGUACAACAAGAUCAAGAACAGGGAGGGAUAUGAGAUGGUGUUUGAUGGAGUGCCCCAACACACCAACGUCUGCUUCUGGUACAUCCCACCCAGCCUGAGAGGAAUGCCAGACGGUGACGAGAGACGAGAAAAACUCCACAGGGUGGCGCCAAAGAUCAAAGCUAUGAUGAUGGAGUCUGGGACCACCAUGGUGGGCUACCAGCCUCAGGGCACCAAAGUCAACUUCUUCCGAAUGGUCGUCUCUAAUUCUGCGGCCACCCAGUCCGAUAUCGACUUCCUCAUCGAUGAGAUCGAGAGGCUCGGUCACGAUCUGUAAACCUGUCCACCCGCAGUCUUUUAUCUGUUGUAUUUCACAGGCAAACACCAUCGAGGUGAAACAUUCACAGUGCUGCAGACAGAGAAAUGAUAGGACACGUCUUUGCCUGAAGCAUUCUAAAUGUUUCCAGAGAAACUAACAGCGAGAGAGACUCUAACCCUUAGAGUUCCUUCUAUAGAUAAAAUAUAUAAACAGUAUCUGAUACAACAAAUAUGAUGUAAUGUACGUCUGAGCUGUGGAACCUUGUAAUGUGUGAGAGAUCUGGUUUCCGUCUGGUGUGUUUCGUCUUUUAAUGUGUGAGCGAGUGUGUGUGUGUGUGUGAGAAUUUGUUAAAAACACUUAAAAGGGGGAAAAAAGCACAGAUCAAAAUAUAACAAGCAUCAUCGAGUCAUUCUGCUGUAUCAUACGUUUGCUACACACAGUUGAAUCCCAGGUGCUUUCAGCUGUACGCAUAUUUAAUCUCAGUGCACCGACCCAUUAGUUCUGAACCAGUGUCCAAAGCCCCCGAAGCAGUGUUUGUGUGCAGGUGUGCAUGUAGCACACAGAGUGUAUCCUGUCAUGUGUUUUUAGGCUAGCACUGUGUUAAAAAUAAGCUAAUGUGCACAGCAUAGGUGCCAAGUGUGUGAGGAUUUAGUAAACCGCCUGCAAAAGAGCUACAGUCUGCAAUAUUUCCCCUCCUAGAAGAUUAGAUUAAGAUUUGAAACGUCUUCAGACCUGAGGAGUCUGUGACGACCUUUAACUUGUAAAACGCUGGCUCGUUGUUUGUUCCAUGCAAUCAUGUGAUACCCAUGUGUGUUUAUAACACUGUUAGAAUAUUAAUAUUUGAUUAUAGAAGAACUAAUAUUUAUUGCGUUUCCACUGUUUGCAGAUUCAGGUAUUUUAUUGUAAAUGCAUCUUUAUGUGUAUUACAUGGUAAUACAUUUGUAAAUGUAAUCAGAGGAACUGAGUAAAGUUUAUUUAUAGUGAUUUUGUCAGCCAAAGAAAGAGAAUUGGGAACAGAACAAUCCAUCAUCCUUCGUGUAUAACUUCUUAUAGAGUAUAGGUGUUUGUAAAAUGUUACCUAUAGACCUUCGACUGCGAUGCAAUUUCUAUUGUGCGUUUCUUUCUGUGAUUGUGAGUCUUUUUGACUGAAUGUUUUGAGAUGACUGAUCGGCCUUCUGAUGAGAUUAAGAAUGAAGUCUAUAUAAUCCUCCGGCCGUAGUGGCGGUCUUUUAUUUUAGCGAGAAGCACAAGGAUGUGAGAAUGUACUCUCCUCUUGAGACUGGGAAGAAAGUAUUGUUGUAUCCGUCUGAAUCCUAAUGCAUUUACUGUAAUAUAGUAUAUAUUAAUUGUAAUACAUAUUACUUGUAUUCUCAGUGUUACAGGAGCUCAAUGGAAUAUCUUAUAUAAAAGUUCCUGUUGGUGUCUUUGCACAAUGUUCACCUUUCUUUCUUCCAUUGUAAAUGGAUGUGUAUUAUAUUAAAGUAUUUACGGUAAAUAGGGACCAUAUGUGAAUGGCACAACUGCAUAAAUCAUAUUUAAGGUAGUCUGUGUGCUGUAUGUGGCCAAUGACUCUUGUACCAGUCUGGUUUUUGAUGAAGCCGACUGUAAGACGUUUCCCAAGAGGUUUUCAGUAGGCACUUUAACAGAAUCAUACCAUCUUGAAAAGGAUCUUUAAUAAAGUCUAUUAAAGGGAAAA
This is a messenger RNA of Amphiprion ocellaris (clown anemonefish), 3741 nucleotides long. RefSeq names its product glutamate decarboxylase 1. Gene Ontology annotation, cellular component: cytoplasm; presynaptic active zone. The record is from RefSeq and is a predicted model, not a curated record. Gene Ontology annotation, biological process: GABA biosynthetic process. The transcript has 17 exons. Lineage: Eukaryota; Metazoa; Chordata; Actinopteri; Pomacentridae. Gene Ontology annotation, molecular function: glutamate decarboxylase activity; pyridoxal phosphate binding. Bases 312 to 2063 code for a protein of 583 amino acids.